AUGAUCGAUCCAAGCUCAUCCGAGGAAGACAGUGAUGAUGAACACAAGAAACAACCAUCGAAAUUACCAGUGGUACCACCUGGUUCCCUGGCUGGUGGUAGACCAUCAGUACGAGGGAAACCUGAACUACCUCGAGGGUCCACAGCUGGUCUUCCAGGUGUAAGUUCAUUAACAACAGCACCUUUGGCAGCACCUUUACAUCCAGCUACAAGACAAAGAGAAUCAUCUGCCUUGGCUCCACCGCCUCAUGCAUGUCUUUCAACAACAGUGGUACCACCUGGUUCCCUGGCUGGUGGUAGACCAUCAGUACGAGGGAAACCUGAACUACCUCGAGGGUCCACAGCUGGUCUUCCAGGUGUAAGUUCAUUAACAACAGCACCUUUGGCAGCACCUUUACAUCCAGCUACAAGACAAAGAGAAUCAUCUGCCUUGGCUCCACCGCCUCAUGCAUCUUUCCUGCGCAGGACGUCGACGGGGAGUGCAAGCUCUGGAGAAGCACCGGCGCCGUCACCUAGCCCUUCUGGUGCAAGCCAUUCUGAUAAAGACCAAGACCCCCAGGAAAAGAUCGAAAAACUUGAAGAGGACAAGAAACGACGUCUUCAGCUUUAUGUGUUUGUAUCUCGAUGUGUUGCUCAUCCCUUCAAUGCAAAACAACCAACUGAUAUGACACGAAGACACACAAAGCUUACUCCCCACCAACUGGAGACAAUACAGGCUCGGUUUCAGGCUUUCCUCAAAGGUGAAACCCAAAUUUUGGCGGAUGAGGCAUUUCAAAAUGCAGUACAGUCAUACCACGACGUAUUCUUAAAAUCAGAACGUGUAGAACAAAUGGUCAAGUCCGGUGCCUGCUCCCAUCAUGAUUUUCGAGAAGUAUUCCGGAAUAAUAUCGAGAAGAGAGUCAGAUCUCUCCCUGAAAUAGAUGGACUAAGUAAAGAGACCGUGUUAUCAUCAUGGUUGGCAAAGUUCGAUUGUAUUAUGAAAGGCACAGGUAUCCCUGGAGACGAUGAGUCGAAGAGGCCAUCACGGGCUCAACAACAGAGCCUCAAUGCUGAGUGCAUCCUCAGCAAAGAACAGCUCUACGACAUGUUCCAGCAGAUCCUCGGUGUGAAGAAGUUUGAACACCAGCUGCUUUUCAACGCCCUUCUUUUGGAUUCAGCCGAUGAACAGGCUGCAGCCAUUAGAAGAGAGUUGGACGGAAGAAUGCAGAAGGUCAACGAAAUGGAGAAGAAUCGUAAGCUAAUGCCCAAGUUCGUCCUGAAAGAAAUGGAGUCGUUAUACAUCGAGGAGCUGAAGUCCUCAAUCAACUUGCUGAUGGCCAACUUGGAGUCACUCCCCGUGUCUAAAGGCGGCGCUGACUCAAAAUAUGGUCUUCCUAAAAUCAAGCGGUAUAAUCACAGAUCCCAAGGGUCACUAGCGAACAAGCUGACCGGGGAGACAGACAGUGGGGACGUCGAUGCACAGCUCACAAAAAUGGAUGUUGUACUUACAUUCCAAAUAGAGGUGGUUGUGAUGGAGGUUAAAGGUCUGAAGUCAUUGGCACCGAAUAGAAUAGUCUAUUGUACAAUGGAAGUUGAGGGCGGGGAUAAACUUCAGACUGACCAAGCAGAAGCCUCGAAACCUAUGUGGGACACCCAAGGCGAUUUCAGUACGACACAGCCUCUCCCAGCUGUAAAAGUAAAACUGUACACUGAAAAUCCAGGAGUUCUUGCAUUAGAGGAUAAAGAACUCGGGAAAGUGGUGUUGAGACCUACACCUCUCUCUAGCAAGGUACCCGAAUGGCAUCGUAUGACAGUACCUAAAAAUUUACCAGACCAAGAUCUGAGAAUAAAAAUAGCAUGUCGAAUGGAUAAACCCUUGAACAUGAAACAUUGUGGCUAUCUACACGUUAUUGGGAAAAAUGUGUGGAGGAAAUGGAAACGUCGGUACAUGGUCCUAGUCCAAGUGAGCCAAUACACAUUUGCGCUGUGCUCGUAUAAGGAUAAGAAAUCAGAACCGGCCGAAAUGAUGCAAUUGGAUGGCUUCACCGUCGACUACAUAGAGCUAGCAAGCGCUCAGUUGAUCGUUGGACAAGGUAAGCCAAUCAACAAAAAAAUAGAAUUGGAAGGAGCGAAAUAUUUCAUGAAUGCAGUACGUGAUGGAGAAUCGGUUUUAAUGGGAGUUACAGACGAAAAUGAAUGUCAUCUAUGGGUUAUGGCAUUGUAUAGAGCUACAGGACAAAGCCAUAAACCUACACCCCCUACCACAUCAGAUACACAUCACAAAAUUAUGGGAGAUGCAGACAAAGCUCGUAAACACGGCAUGGAGGAUUACAUUCAAGCGGAUCCGUGUCAGUACGAUCAUCACCAACUGUUCUGUACGCUUCAGUCUCUUACGUUGAAGUAUCGGUUACAAGACCCAUAUUGUUCACUGGGUUGGUUUUCUCCUGGCCAGGUGUUCGUAUUAGACGAAUAUUGCGCCAGGUACGGCGUCAGAGGUUGUUACCGUCAUCUAUGUUACUUAUCUGAUCUCCUGGACGUCGCUGAGAGUGGAGUACAAACUGUAGACCCAACCCUCAUGCAUUACUCCUUCGCUUUUUGUGCUAGCCACGUCCAUGGUAACAGGCCGGACGGGGUGGGCAGCAUCACGGUACAGGAGAAAGAAAAAUUCGCCGAGAUUAAGGAACGACUGAAGGCGUUAUUGCAGCACCAGAUCACGAAUUUCAGAUAUGCGUUUCCAUUUGGACGGCCUGAGGGGGCACUGAAGGCAACACUAUCACUUUUAGAACGAGUUCUGAUGAAGGACGUGGUCACUCCCGUAGCUCCUGAAGAAGUGAGAGCUAUGAUACAGACCAGUCUAGAGAACGCUGCGCUGUUAAACUACACACAGCUUAGUCAGAAGGCUAACAUUGAAGAGGACUUGAGAGGCGAAACAAUGGUUACCCCUGCAAAAAAAUUGGAGGACCUGAUUCAUCUAGCUGAGUUGUGUGUCGACCUACUGCAACAAAACGAAGAGCAUUAUGCAGAGGCUUUUGCGUGGUUCUCCGAGUUAUUGGUAGAGCAUGCUGAGAUCUUCUGGGCACUAUUCGGAGUCGACAUGGAUAGAGUUUUGGCUGAACAACCUCCGGAUACUUGGGAUUCUUUCCCGCUGUUCCAGAUCUUGAAUGACUAUUUGAGGACAGAUGAAAAUCUUAAAGGCGGUCGAUUCCACGAGCACCUGCGGGAGACUUUCGCGCCUCUCGUGGUGCGGUACGUGGAUCUCAUGGAGUCAUCGAUCGCACAGUCCUUACAUAAAGGGUUUGAGAAGGAACGGUGGGAAAUCAAAGGCAACGGGUGCGCAACCAGCGAAGAGUUGUUUUGGAAGUUAGACGCGCUGCAGAGCUUUAUCCGUGACCUGCAUUGGCCGGAACCGGAGUUCCGUUCGCACCUGGAGCAGAGGCUCAAGCUGAUGGCCAGUGAUAUGAUGGAGACCUGCAUACAGAGAACAGAAGCUUCCUUCCAGACGUGGCUGAGGAAGAGUGUGACGUUCAUGUCGACGGACUAUAUCCUGCCGGCAGAAACUUGCGCGAUGGUGAACGUGGCGCUAGACGCCAAGAAUCAAGCUUUGAAGCUGUGCGCCGUUGAAGGGUACCAGUAUCACACGAAGAUGGAUGCCCAAAUUGAGGCGUGUUUACUUGCCAUGGCAACCGGCAUGACCACCCGCCUCUCUGCUGUACUUGAGGCAACGCUUGCGAAGAUUGCGAGGUUCGACGAGGGAAGCUUAAUUGGAUCAAUCCUGACAAUAGCCAACGUGUCUGGUUCUGGCAAAGACAUCGGUCAGGGGUACGUAAACUUCAUGAGGAACUCUAUGGACCAAAUCAGAUCGAAGGUGACAGAUGAGCUGUGGAUCCUGCAACUGUUCGAGCACUGGUACGGUAUCCAGGUGGGGCUCAUUGGUACGUGGCUUGCUGAGAGACCUGCGCUACACCCACAACAAGUCGCUUGUCUCUCCAUCAUUCUGAAGAAAAUGUACAGCGACUUCGAGCUUCAGGGCGUGAUCGACGACAAGCUUAACUCGAAGGUGUACCAGAGCGUGGCGGCUAGGAUGCACACUGAGGAAGCCACCUGCAGCCUGCUACUCUCGCAGCAAGACGCUAGUGGUGGUGACGACGGUGGGAGUGAGGAGGGCUCGCGGAGUGGGAAGUCCAAACUGGAGUCACUCACGGAGGAUGCGAAGCUUGGCAAUGUUACUGCUGUUGUUGGGAAGGUUGGCAACAUCUUCGGACGUGGUUUCGGAGAACUAUCGACGAAGCUUGGAGGUGGCUCCUGGUUUUAG
Messenger RNA from Arctia plantaginis, 4290 nucleotides. The record is from the annotation of a GenBank genome assembly. Lineage: Eukaryota; Metazoa; Arthropoda; Insecta; Lepidoptera; Erebidae.